UGUACUCGGAAGUGAACAAGAAUGAAGAGAGAAGGACAGUGAAAGCAGCUAAAGAUAGGUGAGAAGACAGUCUGAGCUGCUUCAAACUCAUCUUACACCCGAGAGAAACUGUCCUGUCUGGACUCUGUUCUUUCAGAGUAGUAAAGCAGCAACGCUCGCUGUGGGAGCUCUUCUGUUAGCAUGCCUGCUAAAGCAAAACAGCAUCGUAAAGCAAGAGAUUAAACAAAUAUAAAGAGUAUUAAACAGUAACAUUUACAGCAACGAGCGCCGUCUGUAAAACCUCAGUGAGCAGCAUUUGAAGAGUCGAUGCUCAUGCACUUUGUCAGGACUGAGUGUUCAGGGUUCAGAAUGCCGCCGUGAUUUGGAAAUGUCUCUUAUCAUCUGCAAUGCUGGACUCGCUGAAGACCCCAUAUUGUGUUUCUUUUGUAAAUAUGAGAUUGUUGUUAAAUACAGUGCAUGCAUGUCUAAGUUUGCUGCCACCCUGAAGCUCAAGAUGGAUCUCCUCAUGACUCUUUUAAGCAUGAGGGAGUGACCCUUUGGAUAUUUUGAGCAAUAUGGAAGAAGACAUGGCUGUAGAAUGGGACACAGUGGAGCCGCCCAUUGUUUCUCUGACCGGUCCGUCUUAUGGAAACGACAGCCAUGUGUUAUCAACGCAAGCACCCGACUGUGAACAUGAGCAUGAACAUGAACAUGAACAUGAUUUUGAUUGUGAAUUCCCUGAUGAAGACUUUGAUUUGGAAGUAGACGAGAAGGAAGAGCAGAAUGCCAAAACUGAAGAUCUGAAUGAUGAUCAGCUGCAAGAUGGGAUUUCCGAGAAGGACGAGGAGAAACGUGAAAGAGGAGGAAAAAUGGAAUUGGACGGUGAGUUUAGAGGCAGUGGGGAGUCUAGAUCCCGCAAUGCUGGAACGGGAAGGAAAGGAAAGUCCAAAAAGAGUGGAUCAGGACAGGGGCCUUGCGAUCAAACACCAUCGUGGACGUCUCCAUCUUCCAUGUCUCAUAAAUCCUUCCUUGCGUCUUCUGGUCCCAGCAGACACAAGCAAGUGAAGCGACGAAACCACCAUCUGCACAAUCACAGUCGCGUACGAAGGAAAAUGGGGAUCCAGCUGUUCGUGUUGUGUUGGGAUUUCCUGGCAGAUGUGGUCAGCCCCUGGUGCAUGUCCUGCGUCCAUAUGUUGGUGGAGCUCAUCAUCUCUCUGACCCACCGCUGUGGGGUUGCUGUUGAAUCAUCUGCACUUGCACUAUACCACUUUGGAGCACACAUGCUUUCCAAAGUGACAGAUAUUCCAGGCAUGACGCAAGAUUUGAGGCGAAUCCUGGACUGGAGCAGGUGUUCAAGUGUAGCUGUAAUAGAAAGCAUCGGCAGGUCUGCUCGUUGGGCUCGACGUGCUCUACUCUCUUGUUGGAUAUUAGUUUGUGCUGCACUAAGCGCUGGCUCUCAGACGUUGAGGUGUAUUGUGGGAAGGCUGGCUGGAGAGAGGGGCAGGAAAUGGUGGCUUGCCCUUCAGAGCAGCAGGGUUUGGAGGAAAGUGUCAGACCUGACCACAAGGAUUCAUGAGCGUUUCUUUAAAAAAGGCGUCAUGAGUGAAAACUCGAAUCCAGAGUCUCCCAACAGAGGGACAGACAAGUGGCAACCAGGUGAAGAGCUGCAGAGACUGCUGGCUCUAGCAAAGAUCCCUGAAGAGGAGUUGGACCCAUUUAAUGUUCUUGGAGUGGAUAUUCAUGCCACUGAAUCGGAGCUCAAGAGAGCUUACAGACAGCUGGCAGUGCAGGUCCAUCCAGACAAAAACAAGCACCCAGGUGCUGGCGAGGCCUUCAAGGUGUUGAGAGCAGCGUGGGACAUCGUCAGUAACCCAGAGACUCGGCGAGAGUAUGAAUUGAAGCGUAUGGCAGCUACAGAGCUUUCUAAGUCCAUGAAUGAGUUUCUGACCAAACUGCAGGAUGACCUGAAAGAAGCCAUGAACACAAUGAUGUGCACUAAAUGUGAGGGCAAGCACAAGCGCUUCGAGAUGGACCGCGAGCCCGGUGAGGCCCGAUUCUGUGCUGAAUGUAAUAAGUGGCACAGCGCCGAGGAGGGAGACCUGUGGGCUGAAUCCAGUAUGCUGGGACUGCGCAUCACAUACUUCGCCUUCAUGGAUGGCAAAGUCUUUGACAUCACUGAGUGGGCAGGCUGUCAGCGUAUAAGCAUCUCUCCAGACACACAUCGUGUGCCAUAUCACAUCUCUUUUGGCUCUAAAGGUAGCAGUGGAACCAGCCGCCACAGACCCCCCCCAGAUCACGCAGCAGGUGGAGGCUCACCUGCAGACCUGCAGGACUUCUUCAACCGCUUCUUCCAGGGUGGAGCUCCCAGUGACAUGUCUGCUAAUGGAGGAUUCUUCCCAACAGGAAGCCCGCCGCCUCAUUCCUCCGGAGCAGCUGCAGGGACUUCAACAACGUUUUCGGGAUCUACUCCACACACAGGGUUCUUCAGCCCAGGGGCCCAACGGGGCGAACCCAGCGAACAAUGGACUGACGGAGGAAAGCCCCCACGCCGGCGCAAGAAGGUUCGCAAGCCAUUCCAGCGCUGAGGAAUGCAAUGUUGUGCAGAGAUGGAUUGCUGUCUGUUGCCGUGUUUUGACCUGAUACUUGGCCAUCUAAACCAGGACAAAGUCUGUUGACCUCUGUUGAGCAUUGUGUUCAACAUCAGUGUUGGUGCUUUGAAGCUUCCUGAUACAGAAUGACAAGGCAACAUUACAUUUCAUAGAGGGGCAAGCAAAGAUGGAUUCAGGAAGAUCAAGUUUGAAGUCCUUUUUUGUUUUUAUCUCUUUUAUUUUAUUUUUUUACAGAAAUUAACCCACAUUCAAGCAUUUGAAAUCCCGUUCUUUCCAGAAACAGAAGGACUCAUGAAUCAUGAGUAGAUUUUCUGGUGUAUUUGAAGAACAGUUGACCCAACUUUAAAAAUUGUCAAUAUUUACUCACCCACAGGUUGUUCCAAAUUUAUGCCUUUUAUCUUUGCUUAUUGCAGCUUUUUUUUUUUUUUUUUUUUAUUACAACAGAAGUAUAUAAAUUUCCCAACAUCAUUAAAGUAGACCAUGACCAAGACAUCAGAUAGCUUUGUGCGACAACCAAAGACCCAGAUUUAGCAAUUCACUGAUUAUGUUCUUCUCCAGCUUGGCUGUUAAAUUUGGCUGAGGUUUCAGUGGAGAUAGCAUGAGCAGUGGAUAAAACUUUUUUUUUUUUUUUUUUUUUUUUUUGAUUGACAGAUGUGGUAAUUAUGAACUGCAUGAGCUUCUUAAAUUUCACCACAAGAGAAAAUGGGCAGGGUUUGAGACUACACGAGGGUAAUAAUGGCAUUUUUAUUUUUGGGUGAUGUUUCUGGUUUUAUCAGGCUUGAAAAGGUGAAUCUGAUGGAAAAUCUUCACAAUGUGGCUGAAUGUUUUGUAACACAUAAUGAUUAAUGUAUAAGGCCACACAGACCUCAGGGAUGACUCUUUCUUCAUCUGCUAAUAGUAAGAGAACCGGUAAAGGACAUAGCUGAAAUUUCCCAAUGUUGCUGGGACUAUCGUAUAGAGCUCAUGCAAUCCAGAGAAAGCAUUUUACCAGUAACUCAAGCAGUUCAUUAUUUCUUUUGUUUUUAAAAUCACUUUUUUUUAGGAGAGAAUUACUUCAGAUAUGUACAAACAUUUAAUUGUACAAAAAAAACACAAAAUGGCUUAAUAUUCCCCAAACUGAUCUGAAUGGAGCUUCAGAAGAUUUUCACAUCUAAUGCUCUACCUGCUCACGAUUGAUUUGGUUUACGUCUUUAUUCAUGUAGUGCAUCUCUAGAGCUCGAAGAGGCUUCAGUGUGCAUUGUAUUUUAGAGUGAGGGAAAGAAAUUUAAAAAAAUAAUUUUGAGUUAAAGCACAAAUGUAAUUGUUUAUUAGAUGCAGAGAUUUGCAUAGAAGUCUAUAAAUGGGUUUUGAUGUGAAAAUCAAAAGGAAGUCCUCUUGUCACUUCUGACAACUUUUUUUUAACACUCAGGAAUCAUUUUAAAAGACCGUUGCUUCAUUCAUCCACUGGAGCCAUUAUUCCAGGCCAACAGAUUCAUUAGUGUCCAAAAACUGAUGUUUUUGGCUCAUGACAUCAUUGUAGACACAGUAUACUCGAAGACACGAGACUGUUUUCCCUCUGUACAGCCGGACAUCAUAAAACCGUGCUAAUACAUGCGUGUUCAGACUCAUGUGUUGUCAAGUUCUCAGAGAUGCUUUCCGGAACUUUCUGUUCAGUUUGACUUAAAUCUCCUGAUAAAUAAAAAAAACGCUUGAUUCACUAACAGAAAUUCAAGAACGAAAACAUUUAAAGAGACUCCAGAAAUAAAAUCCAAUUGUUGUUUUGCUGUUUGUCAGUGAUCUUUCAGCCUGUGACUCUAAAUUAGGUGGUUUCAGAUGGAAGAAGCAUAAAUAUAAAGGGUUUAACGGUUUAAAACUGUGCAUGAUAAAAUAGCAGCACGUUUAACUCUGAAAAUGUUAUCAAAGGCUAAAAAUGACUGGCCAUGCUGUAUCUAUAGUUGACCCCAGCUCAAUGGUUCUUUCCAUUACUUAACUGUAACUGAAUCUUUAGGAUAAACUCAAGUUUUGUAAAUGUUUAACUUCAGUCCCAUUGUCAGACUAUUCUAAAGUUGUUUUUCUUUACAGCAGAAGCAGUCUGUUGUCAAUGGCAAGUGUUAUUUAAUUGCUGUUCACAGCUGAUAAUUGAAGUGGUAUAAUAGAAAUAAAGCAGACAGUUUAUUAUUGCACUAAACUUCCUCCUGAUGUUAAGGUGUUACUGACCUUUUGAACAAAAUAAUGGAUCACUUUAAAUCAACUGGCGUCAAAGCAUCAACAAAAAUGAGUAGCUCAUGAGUUGCUUUUAUUGUUUAACGAAUGCAUUUGUAAAUUUCAUUAUAUAUGUGACAAUAUUCCACUCGCUAUUUCAAGAAAACGUGAUGGGUCUUGUGUUCAUUAAAUUCACUGUACUUGAGAGUUUUACCAGUCUGGUCGAGGUGCUGCAUCGACACAAAUGUAUUCGGGGUUACAUGAAGGUUUAUUUCAGACAGAUGUGUUGUAGAGAGUGAUCUAAAAGUGUUCUAGAUCACUCUAGAUUCAGACAAUCAUUAUAAUGGUGAUAAUGUGCAGGACACUUUUUCCAUGAUUUAUGUUGUUGCCUCUCACCCCAACACUCCUAUAUUAAAGCUGAUUUCUUCAAA
Messenger RNA from Carassius gibelio (silver crucian carp), 5200 nucleotides. RefSeq names its product DnaJ (Hsp40) homolog, subfamily C, member 14 (gene dnajc14). The transcript has 8 exons. Gene Ontology annotation, molecular function: dopamine receptor binding. Bases 555 to 2564 code for a protein of 669 amino acids. The record is from RefSeq and is a predicted model, not a curated record. Lineage: Eukaryota; Metazoa; Chordata; Actinopteri; Cypriniformes; Cyprinidae.